Molecule: messenger RNA, 3440 nt
Organism: Grammomys surdaster
Lineage: Eukaryota; Metazoa; Chordata; Mammalia; Rodentia; Muridae
Gene: Arhgap18
Product: Rho GTPase activating protein 18
Exons: 15
Coding region: 54-2060 (668 amino acids)
Biological process (GO): signal transduction; regulation of small GTPase mediated signal transduction; regulation of actin filament polymerization
Cellular component (GO): cytoplasm
Molecular function (GO): GTPase activator activity
Source: RefSeq, a predicted model, not a curated record
GGGCAUUCCAGGGUGGCGGAAACUCGUGAUAAUGAAAAGAGGACACGCUAGGGAUGAGAAAUGCUCUGUCUGGCCUACUUUGGAAUCCCAUACCACUCUUUGGUGGUAGGUACCUUCUGAUGCCAGGAGCUGAUCUUCUCUUCUUCAAAAUGGUGGGCUCUCACAUGGCUUAUUGUCGCAGAUAUGGUCAGUAUACCAUGAACCCAGAAAGCUCCACCAAAGCUUCAGAGAGACCUCUGUUUGAUCGAUCAAGUUCUCAGGAUUCUUUGGAUGAAGUAUCAAUGGAAGCCUAUUGGACAGAACUGGAAAACAUCAAGAGAUCGAAUGAAAAUCGCCAAGAAGGUCAAGAGGCCAUAGUUGUCAAAGAGCCUGAUGAGGGAGAACUGGAAGAAGAGUGGCUCAAGGAGGCGGGUCUGUCCAAUCUUUUCGGAGAGUCUGCUGAUGACCCGCAGGAAAGCAUCGUGUUUUUAUCUACACUGACCCGGACUCAGGCAGCAGCUGUUCAGAAACGUGUAGAAACAGUUUCCCAGACCUUGAGGAAGAAAAACAAACAGCACCACAUUCCUGACGUCAGAGACAUAUUUGCUCAACAGAGAGAGGCACAAGAAAAAUCUCCAGAUGACUCAGACUUGCGGUCAGUCAGAACAAACGAAAACAAAGGCCAAGGAAAAGAUGAGCAGCCAUCUAGUGGGGCUGAUGAUAACAAGGAGCUGAUCCCACUGGUGCCUGAGGACAUACCUGCCUCUGAAACAGACAUCAAUCUGGAGGUGUCAUUUGCGGAACAAGCUGUCAAUCAGAAAGAGUUCAGUAAGGAAAGGACACAGAAGAUCAAAGGCAAUGAUGCCCCUUUGCCCAGUUUCAGACUGCCAAAAGAUAAAACAGGUACAACGAGGAUUGGAGACUUGGCACCCCAAGACAUGAAAAAAGUUUGCUAUCUAUCUCUGAUUGAACUCACUGCCCUGUAUGAUGUGUUGGGCAUAGAACUCAAACAACAGAAGGCUGUGAAAAUCAAAACCAGAGACUCUGGUCUUUUUGGUAUUCCUUUAACUAUACUGUUAGAACAAGAUCAAAGAAAAGUGCCUGGAACUCGAAUACCCUUGAUCUUUCAAAAACUGAUUUCUCGCAUUGAAGAAGGCGGUCUGGAAACUGAGGGCCUCCUACGGAUACCAGGAGCAGCCAUGAGAAUCAAGAAUCUUUGCCAAGAACUAGAAGUGAAGUUUUAUGAGGGGACUUUCAACUGGGAAAGUGUCAAGCAGCAUGAUGCUGCCAGCCUGCUGAAGCUCUUUCUGAGAGAGCUGCCCCAGCCACUGCUGACCAUGGAGUAUCUCAAAGCCUUCCAGGCUGUCCAGAAUCUUCCAACCAAAAAGGAACAAUUGCAGGCUUUGAACCUCCUUGUCAUCCUUCUACCUGAUGCAAACCGAGACACACUGAAGGCCUUGCUUGAAUUUCUCCAAAGAGUCAUAGAUAACAAAGAGAAGAACAAGAUGACAGCUGUGAAUGUGGCAAUGGUCAUGGCCCCAAAUCUCUUUAUGUGCCACGCGCUGGGCUUGAAGUCCAGUGAACAACGAGAAUUUGAAAUGGCAGCUGGGACAGCAAAUGUCAUGCACUUAUUGAUUAGGUACCAGAAACUUCUAUGGACAAUCCCUAAAUUUAUUGUAAACCAAGUGAGGAAGCAGAAUACUGAGAAUCAAAAGAAGGAAAGGAAAGCCAUGAAGAAAUUGCUGAAGAAAAUGGCUUAUGACCGGGAAAAACAUGAAAAGCAAGAUAAAACUGCAAAUGGUGCUGAUGUUCCUCAGGGAGUGAUUCGAGUGCAAGCUCCCCAUCUUUCAAAAGUUUCCAUGGCAAUACAGCUAACUGAAGAACUAAAAGCCAGCGAUGUACUUGCCAGGUUUCUCAGCCAAGAAAGUGGGGUUGCCCAGACACUCAAAAAAGGAGAAAUUUUCCUGUAUGAGAUUGGAGGAAAUAUUGGGGAACGUUGCCUCGAUGAUGAUACAUACAUGAAGGACUUGUACCAACUGAACCCGAAUGCUGAGUGGGUCAUAAAAUCCAAGCUGGUGUAGACAACUAUCCCGAGGACAUGUCAUCAUUCUUGCUGUGUCAAGAGUGUAAAUAAAAGUAGCAGGUUUCUUAACUAUUCAGCUGUACCCAAUUAUUACAAAGUGACAUCCUCAAGCCUUAAAAUUAUAAAUUUUUUGUGACUUCCACAAUUGUUAAUUAUUAUUAUUAGAAAACAAAUAUUUUUGAAGUAAAUGAAAAGGGGUCUUAGUUACCUUGUGGGCUGUUUAUACACACUUAAAAAUGUGACAGUUUUCUUUUGUAUAGAAUAACUUCUCUACCACUUUUUUUUUCUUUAUGGUACUAGGUAUGGAACAAGAACGUUGCUCAUAGUGGGCAAAUUCUUUAGGACACCUAGUGAUAUCUCUAGCAGAUUAAAUACUCUUUCCUAAUAGAUUUAUGAAUAGAGUUUUGGGUUGAUUACAUUUUAAGAAUGUUGUCUUCCCUUUCUUACCUCUUCUCAUUUACUUUCCCUUAAUAAAAUUUGCUUUUUAACCAGAAAGAGAUAGUUAAUAGCAGGUAUGGAAAGCUAUGAAGGCAAAGAUAACUCAGCAGUAUUCUUGUUACCACAAGAUGUUAGUACUCAUGGCUUCAAAUCAUCUGUCUAUACAAUGCAGGCAUUUAUUUCUUGAGCUUAUCAAACUCAUGUGCACAAAGCUGUAUUCAUUAUCAAGACCCAGACUGCCAGGACCUUCCAAUUAUCACCAAAGUAUUAAAUGCCUAAACACUCAGGGGAAAAGCUGUUUGUGUGUACAACACUUUUUCAGAUGGAAUCUGAAAAGUCACAUAUCAAGUUACUUGGCAACAUUAUACAAACCACAAUAGUACAACCUGGAACCAUUGGAGAAUGCAUUGUAAAAUGCCACUUUCCCUCCUGCCAGAAUGAGUCUACAGGGCAUGACAAUCAUUUAUGUGAACAAGGCUUUGCCUGUGUGUAUAUUUUAAAGAAUCUGAGUCAGUUUGUUAAGAUGCUGUAGAAAGUAUUAUCCCCAGGGCUUUUUGUGCACAGAGCAUACUGUGACAGAACACGGACCUCUGCUGUAAAUAAGAGAAAUGAAAUAUGAGCAAGGUUCACUAUUUUAUAAGGGUAGAGUGUCAUUGACGAGAGGUGGCAUUUGUGGAUGAGGUACCGAUGUGUCAGUGACUCUGUUGGUAGUUCUUUAGGGGAAGCUGUGCAUCCUCAGAAGCUCUUGAUGCCACUCUAGGAAGGAAAGUGCUGUUCACAAGAACAGGGAAUGUCGAGCAUACAGUGACGAGAGUGGCCUGUGGAUGGAUGAGCGCUGUGGUAGCACCAUGGAUGGGUGCUUCGGUAACGCCAUGGGGAUUUGUGCCAUUGCUUUUUGUAUUUAAAGAAAUUUUAUAAUUAAAUGACUUUUUCUAAACAA